UUCUUGUUUCAUUUUUUCGCAAAUAGCAAGUACAGCCAAAUCGCGCGGGGAUUAUGAUGAGGCUGUCAACUUUUAUACGAAAGCAUUGCAAGAGGUCUUCCCGUACUGCGAAUUGUCUGCAAUAUUAUACUCAAAUCGUGCUAAGGCCUUGGGAUGCCUUCAAAUGUACGAAGAGAGUUUAAUAGAUAUCGAUAGGGCGAUCGAAAUUUCUACCAAUACCGCAUUAACUAAGCAUUUCAAAGAUACAAAAAUGGAUUUGGAAAAAAAAGCUUCUCGUCCGCAUACGAAACAAAAUAACAGAAAUCACUUCGAGGAUAUACCAUCGCUAUCGCACAACGAAAAUAAAGAUAUUCCUGGUAUGAGCGAUGCUGUUCGCUUGGUUCAUAGUACAAAAUAUGGUGUAAAUUUUGAAGCGACGAAACCCAUCGGCACUGGAGACGUCAUUCUAAUCGAGAAACCACAAGUAACGUCUAUCAUUCAAACAGACGUUGAUGUUGCACGUAUGUGUUACUAUUGCCUAAGAGAUUACAGAGCAUUACUUCCAUGUGAACGGUGCAAUAGCGCGCUAUAUUGUUCGAAAGAAUGCCGUGCAAAAGCAUACGAAGAAUACCAUCGAUUUCAAUGCAACUCUAAAAACUUCCCAGAUGAUGUUCAAUUUGUAAUAAUCUUGCUUAUGAAGAUUACAGAAAACGGCGAAAAACUUGCAGAAGCCAUUAAAUAUUGCGAGAAGCUCGAUACUAUGAGCUCAGAUUCGAUGAAAGAAUUUCGUACGAUACGUGAUAAUUUGGGAGACAAUUUGAAAUCCACCCUCAAUUUGAGUAUAUCGAUGAAGGAUAAUGACAAGAAAAAUGCAAGAAGUAUAUUCAUAUCAGCCUAUAUCGCUUCAUUCCUACGAAAUCAGACCAAUUAUAUGCGGGGAUACGACGAUGUCUUAAGUAUCGCUAAAUUAUUACUCCGAUUGUUCUACAUCUUCCAUGCACACGCCUUUAUGGAGGAUAUAUCGGUUAACAAAGAUAAUGUAAAUGGAGUUUACAAUCUGUAUUCCUUGCUUAGCUUGUUUCCCCACUCUUGUUGUGCGAAUACAGUGUAUUCGAUACAUAAAAAUGGCGUGAUAGCUGUACGCGCAACUAAAGACAUCAAACCAGGUGAACAGGUAAUAAAUUUCGUCUUUUCGUUGCUAUUAACUUGUGAAAUAAAGAUUUGUCUAAUGAGGUGUUUUGCAGAUAACUUUUAAUUUUCUACGUACAAG
Messenger RNA from Bombus impatiens (common eastern bumble bee), 1249 nucleotides. Its product is annotated as SET and MYND domain-containing protein 4-like. Gene Ontology annotation, molecular function: protein binding. The coding region runs from base 164 to 1234 and encodes 356 amino acids. The record is from RefSeq and is a predicted model, not a curated record. NCBI's taxonomy places the organism in Eukaryota, Metazoa, Arthropoda, Insecta, Hymenoptera, Apidae. The transcript is spliced from 3 exons.